AUGCAGACGCUCCGUCAGCUGGAGGCGGAGCUGGGGACGACGAUUUAUCCUGGGACGGAGAUCAUGGCUGAUGUCGGCUCGCAUCAUUUCGUGAAAUCAUCGUCCAAUUCCGAUCGCGUGCUGGUGCCCCAGCCGUCGCAAGAUCCCCAUGAUCCUCUAAAUUGGAACCGAUUCUGGAAAAUGAGCGCAAUGGCGAUCGCCACGGCCACCUCGUUCAUGCAGGGAAUGGGCCCGUUGGCCCUGGCGCCCAUGUUUCCUCAGCUGAUGGAAUCCUUUAAUUCAGACCUCGCCGGGGUGGUGCAAUUCACGGGAGUCUGUAUCCUAGUGCUGGGAUUCAGCAAUUUCUUCUGGGUCCCCAUCCAGACGGCUUACGGCCGACGAACCGUCCUGAUUUUUUCCACAUUGAUAUGUCUCGUCAGUAACGUUUGGAGAGCAGUCGCACCCACCUAUGGGAGCUACAUGGGCGCCUGUGUUCUCAACGGCUUCGGUGCUGGCCCUGCCGAGACGGCACAACCGGAGAUUAUUGCGGACAUCAUGUUCCUGCACGAGCGCGGGGCCUACAACACUCUCUACUUUACAUUUUACUUCGGAUCGCUCAUGGUCGGGCCGAUCAUCUCUGGCCCUAUGGCCGAACACGUUGGCUGGCGUAGUUUCUUCUGGCUGAAUGUCGGCCUUUUUGGUGUCCUUCUCCUUUUCCAGAUCUUCCUCUUCCCCGAAACAAAGUGGCACCGCGUUCACCCCAGUGAGGUUGCCCGUGAGGAGAAUGCUUCGGCCCCGGCUGCGAGCGAGUCUGAACCAGAGAAGCUAGUCGAAGAUAGCAAGCGGGAGAAUACUAACGUGGAGGAUGCCACAGAGCGAGACCCAUGGCUGGGCCGGGGACGGCCAUCAAAGAAGCAGUUCAAGAUGUGGCAGUUGGAUGGCAAUAAUAUCAAGACCACGUUCAUCAGCUUCUGGAUCCCGUGGAAGCUGUUGUCUUUCCCGAUUGUCGAGCUGGCUGCUUUCAUCGUGUCGUGGUCGGCCAGCUGCUUCCUGACUCUGAACCUGACGCAAAGUCAAGCCUUCGCAGAACCUCCAUACAACUUCAACAGCCAAACAAUCGGGUUUUUCAACUUUGCCAUCCUUAUUGGUGCCCUCAUCGGCUUGGCCACAAAUGGCCCCUUCUCCGACUGGAUCUCGAUGAAAGCCACGAAGAAGAACGGCGGCAUUCGUGAACCGGAGAUGCGAUUGCCGGCCAUGAUUCCGUAUGUGAUUAUCUCCAUCAUUGGGAAUUUCGUUGUCGCGUUUGGAUACCAGUAUAAAUGGGACUGGCGAGCAAUUGUAAUCGUCGGUUAUACCGCGGCGGGCAUUCAGGUCGCAGCGCUCCCUGCCAUUUCCAGCACUUAUGCAGUGGACAGCUACAAGCCGGUGGCCGGCUCGGUUUUCGUGGCCAUCACCGUCAACAAGAACGUCUGGGGAUACGGCUUCAGCAAAUUCAUCACUCCGUGGGUGGUAGAGAGUGGAUUCGUCAAGCCGAUCAUGAUGAACAUGAGUUUGGCGGCGCUAUGGUGUUUCUGCGCCAUCCCCUUUUACUUUUGGGGCAAGAAGCUCCGGGGCUUGACCGCCAAGUCUUCUGUACAUAAGAUGUAA
Messenger RNA from Penicillium lagena, 1626 nucleotides. RefSeq names its product putative MFS transporter. Gene Ontology annotation, molecular function: transmembrane transporter activity. The transcript is spliced from 7 exons. The record is from RefSeq and is a predicted model, not a curated record. Gene Ontology annotation, biological process: transmembrane transport. NCBI's taxonomy places the organism in Eukaryota, Fungi, Ascomycota, Eurotiomycetes, Eurotiales, Aspergillaceae. The coding region runs from base 1 to 1626 and encodes 541 amino acids.